AUGUUAAACGCCAACAACCCCUACCGUUGCAUCGGCAAGGGAUUUUGCGGCAGCGUCUGGGCUGCUGAAGAUGGCACCAAUCAUGCCAUCAAACGUGAAGACGGAGGACCCGGACGAUCUGUCACCAACGACUACAACAUGCAUCUGCAAAUCAUUCGGAGCGCAAACCAGCAUCGUCCUUCAAUGCCUCUGGCCAUACCACAGUGUCAGUCGUUGAUAUACUCGAACAAUAUGUGGUGGGUUGAAAAUCUCCACCGCUUCCCUGCGGGCUUCACAGAGUGUAGAGCGCUCAUAUCGGAACGAAUUCCCAAGAUGCCUCGAUCUAUCAGCGACAAGCUUGUGGACCUAUUCUGCGCGGGUAAUCCUUCACUUUCGGCCUUUGUGAAAGGGAAUGACGACGACGACUGUUGUCUUAUCCGUCCCUACCUAGGGCGACGACGGGAACGCGAAGCAAAUACAUCGCGCUUCCAACGGUUCAGUCUCAGGAACGUUCCAUUACACAUCAACCAGAUGGAAGACCUCGGCCUCGAUUACGUCGCCUACGCGCAAACUAUGGCAGACGCACUUGCCAUGAUGCAUUGGGGCGCCGAAGUCGAUGCCAAUGACGUCGAAUUCGUACUUGCACCUCCGCGAGCCUCAUCAACGCGAGCCUCAUCAACGCGAACAUCAUUCCCGUCACACUAUCUCGGCGAACACGUCAUGUGGAUUCUCGACUUUGACUGUGUGCGGCACAUGUCCAUGGACGAAGCUGGUUUGAAGCAGGCGUGCGCUGCGUUUAUGAGGAAUGACCCUUUCUACCCACGACCGGACGGCACUGCGACUGCUGACGGAGCGCUCUGGUGGUUCUUCAAGGAUAGAUUCCUAGCCACCAGCGCGGGGAUACUGGGAGACGGGAGCCCACAUGCAGGCCUGCCACGGAGGCUGAUGGAAUUGAUUGAGGAGGAAGGCUGUAGGCGACGGAAGAGGAAAGAGGAACUACAGGAGAGAGAUGAAGAUACGGAAUAA
Alternaria ventricosa is the source of this 1005-nucleotide messenger RNA. RefSeq lists its product as uncharacterized. The record is from RefSeq and is a predicted model, not a curated record. The transcript has a single exon. Lineage: Eukaryota; Fungi; Ascomycota; Dothideomycetes; Pleosporales; Pleosporaceae. Bases 1 to 1005 code for a protein of 334 amino acids.